This is a messenger RNA of Insectozyma verbasci, 1107 nucleotides long. The record is from the annotation of a GenBank genome assembly. NCBI's taxonomy places the organism in Eukaryota, Fungi, Ascomycota, Pichiomycetes, Serinales, Debaryomycetaceae.
AUGAUUGAUGACAAUAUUAUGAACAAUAUAUUCAAUUCUGCGGCUUCGGAAACAGCAGUAGAACCCAAUCUCGUCCCAUCCCAUCAUCAUCAAAAUCAACAACAUUCAAAAAACUUAUCUCAAUUCAUUUAUUUAGAAGCUGGAGAAGGAGUAGAUGAAGAAGUAGAAGAUUAUUUUAGUGGUACAAGUUCCAGUUUAUCACUUGAUAUAAUGUCAGCUGAGGAUAAUAAUAAUGAAGAAUUUAAUAAUUAUAACAAUUUUAAUGACUUUGAUAAUAAUAAUAAUCAAAAUCAAAGAUUAUUACAACCCACUCCGACAACUACAAAUGAUGAUAUUGGACAUGAAACUUGUUUAUCUUCAUCAUCAUCUCCAAAAGAUGAUUUUCAAUUUCAACAACCAAAAAAAUUAAAUCAUCCACAACCAAGAUCAUCUCAUCAUCAAAUUAAAAGAAAUAAAUUACCAUCAAAACGUCAACAUCGUUUAUCAACAUCAAUUUCAGCCGAAGAAGUUAAACAAUCAAUUAGACAAGCACAAAAGAAUUUACCAUUAGUUCCUAAAAAUUCAGGCUUAACUCAAUCAGAAUUCAAAUUACAAAGAACUCAAUUAAUGACAAUUAUUGUUAAAUAUGUGGCAACGAAAAUUAUGAAUUCGUUUCCACCAGAUGAAAAACGAGGUUCUAAUUCAAAUGAAUUACCUUUAGAUAAAUUUCUAUUACUUAUUACAAGUAGAUUAAAAUUAACCUUAACUUUAUUUAUAAAAGGGAUAAUUUAUUUAUUUAGAUAUAUGGAUAUCAUUUAUUUAUUAAGAUAUUUGAAUCAAACUAACAAUUUUGUUCAAUAUAAUGACAUGGGUUUUGAAUUAAAAAAAUUACUAGUUGGUUGUUUUAAAAUUACCAUCAUUAAAGAAAAUAGAAUAUUACCAAAACAUAAAAGGAUUAAUUUAAAUUGGGAAUUAAUUACUGGGUUAUCAAAUAAUGAAAUAAUUGCAAUUGUUAAAAAAAUUGUAUCUAGAAUGAAUGGUAAAUUAAAUAUUAAACCAGUUGAAGUAAUGAGAAUGAAGAAUGAAAUGCUUAGAUUUGUUAAAAUGGUAACUACAAAUGAAAAUUAA